Stegostoma tigrinum is the source of this 6578-nucleotide messenger RNA. Its product is annotated as endothelin-converting enzyme 2-like. The record is from RefSeq and is a predicted model, not a curated record. Lineage: Eukaryota; Metazoa; Chordata; Chondrichthyes; Orectolobiformes; Stegostomatidae. Gene Ontology annotation, cellular component: plasma membrane. The transcript is spliced from 19 exons. The coding region runs from base 337 to 2646 and encodes 769 amino acids. Gene Ontology annotation, biological process: protein processing. Gene Ontology annotation, molecular function: metalloendopeptidase activity.
GGAUGUUUGUGGAAUGCAGUUAGUGUCUGCAGGCGUGUGGAUAGGCUGUUGGCAUUAGCGAAUGAUCUGCUCUCUCUCUCUCUCUCACCCACACACCACAAGCCGAGCGGCUAGCCUUUUUAUUUUUCGGAAGGGCUGAUGCGGUAGGGAGAAAGGGACUUAUCGUCGUCGCGACAAUAGGGAUCUGGCUUAAUUGCUCGUCAGGAAAACUUCCACCAUCUCAGUGGCUGUUCCCGCGAGCCCGCUCUGACAACCAGCAAUGAAGACGGCGGGAAAAGGCUAAUUAGCAGCUGUGCCGUGUCAAUCGGUUCUUGCUGGGUUUUUACACUGCUCCGGAUGCAGCUGUCUACGGAGGAAAGUUUUGUAGCACCGCUUAUGAUGUCAAACUAUAAGCGUGCAACUUUUGAAGAUGAUGAUCCUGCAGAAUCAGCAACAGAUGGCAAUGCCUCACCAGAAAGUGUGGAGGUUGGUUUCAGAAAAGGUAAAUCAUUUUCUUUGGGAUCCAUUGGAACGAUAACACAGCUGGAACUGACCCUGUUAGCAGUCCUCUUGGUUGUAGUCAUGGCCCUGAUUGGUUGUAUUGUUACUCUGGUAAUAAAUAAUACCCAAGAUCCUUCACAUAAAAUUUGUCUGACAGAAACUUGUAUUAUGGUGGCUGCCAAAAUAACAGAAUCCCUAGACCGUUCAGUGGACCCCUGCAAUGACUUUUAUCAAUAUGCCUGCGGUGGAUGGAUAAAGAAAAAUCCAUUGCCUGAUGGAAGGUCACGUUGGAAUACCUUUAAUAGUUUAUGGGACCAGAACCAGGCAGUUAUGAAACAUCUUUUGGAAAACUCCACCUUUAAUUCGAGCAGUGAGGCAGAGCGGAAAGCUCAACAUUAUUAUCUUUCCUGUUUGAAUGAGCAAAAAAUUGAAGAACUUGGUGCACAACCUUUGAUUGAUCUCAUUAAUAGGACAGGAGGCUGGAAUAUUACAGGUCCCUGGGAUAAAGACAACUUCAUGGAAGUGCUAAAAGCAGUUUCUGGGACUUACAGAGCAGUUCCUUUUUUCACCGUCUAUGUGAGCGCAGAUUCCAAAAGUUCCAACAGCAAUGUCAUUCAGGUUGAUCAGUCAGGCUUAUUUCUUCCAUCUCGUGAUUACUACCUAAACAAAACAGCCAAUGAAAAGGUACUGAAUGCAUAUCUGGACUAUAUGGUUGAACUGGGUGUACUUCUGGGAGGAGACCGUAAUUCAACAUACACUCAAAUGCAGGAAAUUUUGGAGUUUGAAACUAUCCUUGCAAAUAUCACGGUUCCCCAGGAUGAGCGUAGAGAUGAAGAGAAAAUAUACCAUAAAAUGACUGUUGCAGAUUUACAGAAUUUAGCACCUGCCAUUGAUUGGUUGGAUUAUUUAUCAUUUGGACUGGCACCAGUGGACCUGAAUGAAACAGAAUCAGUAGUUGUCUAUGCCAAGGAAUAUCUGGAGAUGGUGUCUGAUCUUAUUAAUAAUACUGACAAGAGCAUUUUGAACAAUUACAUGAUAUGGAAUUUAGUACAGAAGACAGCAUCCAACUUGGAUCAGCGGUUUGAAAAUGCACAGGAAAAGCUUUUGGAAACUCUCUAUGGUACAAAGAAGUCCUGUACUCCUCGAUGGCAGACUUGCAUUGGAAAUACAGAUGACACUCUCGGAUUUGCCUUGGGAGCAUUAUUUGUGAAAGUUACAUUUGAUAAAGAUAGCAAAAUAAUAGCAGAAGAAAUGAUUAACGAAAUUCGAACAGCAUUUAAGGAUGGUUUGGACAAGCUUACGUGGAUGGAUGAUAAAACCCGACAAGCAGCUAAGGAAAAGGCUGAUGCCAUUUAUGACAUGAUUGGUUUUCCAGAUUUCAUUUUAGAUACAAAGGAGCUAGAUGAAGUUUACGAUGGGUAUGAAGUAUCAGAAGAUUCAUUCUUUCAAAAUAUGUUAAAUUUCUACAACUUUUCAGCCAAGGUAAUGGCAGACCAGCUUCGGAAAGCACCCAACCGUGACCAGUGGAGCAUGACACCUCCCACAGUAAAUGCCUAUUACCUGCCAACAAAAAAUGAGAUAGUCUUUCCUGCUGGUAUUUUGCAAGCACCAUUCUAUGCUAGAAGCAGUCCAAAAUCUCUGAACUUUGGAGGCAUUGGAGUAGUGAUGGGUCAUGAAUUAACACAUGCCUUUGAUGACCAAGGCAGAGAAUAUGAUAAAGAUGGUAAUUUACAACCAUGGUGGCAAAAUUCUUCAGUUGAAACUUUUAAAAACAAAACUGAGUGUAUGGUUAAUCAAUACAACCAGUAUUCAGUAAAUGGAGAACAUAUCAAUGGAAAACAAACAUUGGGUGAAAACAUUGCAGAUAAUGGUGGCCUCAAAGCUGCAUAUCAUGCCUACAAAACAUGGGUGAAACAGAAUGGAGAAGAAAAACUAUUGCCUGCGGUUGACUUGACCAAUCAUCAGCUCUUCUUUGUAGGAUUUGCACAAGUGUGGUGUUCUGUGCGCACACCAGAGAGUGCCCAUGAAGGCCUUAUUACAGAUCCACACAGCCCAGCCAAAUAUCGAGUUAUUGGAACGUUAUCAAAUUCCAAAGACUUUGCUGAACGUUUCAAUUGUGCAACAGGGACCCCAAUGAAUCCUGGAAAACAAUGUGAAGUGUGGUAGCUAUGGAUGUCCUACCAAUGGACCUUUACACUGGAUAGUUUUCACAGGAAGUCAAAAAGCUUUGAAACGCUGACCUAAGAGGAAUAAAAAAUAAAAGAAAAUGUACAUUAUAUCACGCACUUUUUGUACCACAAAUGUUAAAAGAUUAUUAAAUGUUAAAAAUGCAUAGUCAAUGUCUGUGUGUUUCACUAGCCUGUUACACACUUCCUUAACAUGAUAGAGCAAUCUAUAGCUUUGUUCUAAGGAUGAGAUAAGAGUGAAAUAGUUUGUGUGCUAGAAAAUCAAUAUGAUCUAGUGUAAAGAUGAUACAUUCAUGCUGUAUGCCUGUGUGCAUCAUGACCACACAGAGUAACAUCGUUCAUAUCAUUAGAAGACAGUCAGUCCCUUUACUUUGUGUACCGUCAACUAAAAAUUGCAGCCUGGCAAUUGGCAGGCUUCCAGGUAGAAUUUGAAAUAUCCUUUGGUUUAAACCUUAUACCAAUUUGAACACUGUCACACAACUGAAGAGCUGAGGUAUUGAAAUCCCUGUCUUUAAUAUAUUAUCCUUGCUACUAUGGUUACAGAGCAGACAGGAAGGCUAAGUUAUACUGUUAGUUUGCACCAAUGUGUUAAUGUUGUGGGUGGGAGGAUCACAGAUCUUUGUACAUGUGUUCAAGUUCUGACUGAUUAAAAUCACUGAAAAUGAGAAUUCUGAAGGCUAAGGCACACUUUGUAUCUAAGCUGAAGAAAUGUAAUUUAAAUUACAAAGUUUAAAUUAGUUCACUUUUAAAAAUCAUAUAAAAUACCUAAAACUAACCUUUGCAAACUAAUAAUCUCAUUUUAAAAUUAAAUGCUGUAUGAAGACAUCUAAAAGGUAUUCAAUCUUUGAGGAAUUCUAUAAGUUGUAAAAGAAGAGUGGAAGAAAGAAAGAUAUGAAAGUACAAGGCAGUGGUAAUGGUAUUAUGAUAACAAUAAGCAAGGAGACUAAAGCAAGUUGAAAACUUCUAAAGUUUUAGAAAAUAUGAAUAUCAUUUUGCCCUUCAAUCUAUAGCUACCCUAUGAAUUUAAUGCCCACUGUGGCAGAUUUGGUGGUAGGGGGCACGUAAUUGGAUAGAAGGUGGGAAUGAUAACCUCCAUGCCUUCCCACUCUGUCGUGUGUAAGGUUCUAAAUGGCCUUUAUAUCCCAACACCAAUUGGUGCUUCUCAAUUGGCAAUUAAUGCCUUACUGCUCAACUGAUGGUAUUAACCAGGUUGGCAGCGGCUUGUCAUGUGGAGAGCACAACAAAAAUCCACCUUGUGCAGGGUUGUUCACAGAUCCAUGGAGUGUCUUGUGUUUAAGGUCUCUCAAAGUUUCAUGAAGGAUCCAACAUUUGCGCUUGCAGGCAAACCUCAUCACUGCCCCACAAUCACUCAUGUAUCCAGGGAUCCAAUGAGAAUACUGGACCAUGGGUUAAUAUCAUCCUGGCAACAGCACCACUUACCCAAUGGCAUUGCCAUUCAAUAGAACUGCCAGCCUCUGGCUACCAGCUCUCGCCUUUAAUAUUUAAUGCUUAUUAUUUAUUAAAUCAUAGCUAAUUGUACUGCUGCUGAGAGUUUAAUUUGAAGAAAAAAAACUGUUUCAGUGGUAUUUAGUUUGAUCUUGUGAGUAAGAUCACUGUCACUUCCAUUAAAUACUGCCAAUAUGACUGGCUAUCAACACCUAUCCCCUUCUGUAUGGGGACUUGUCGGCUAUAUUCGCAUCCCACUAAAGAAAGUUAUGCUGUGGAUACCAUUUAUCCUGUAAGAAGGCUACUUUUUGAUUAAUCCAACAUUUUUUAAUAUACUUCUUAAAUCCAGCUUUUAAGGUUUGUAAAUAUUAGAACUGUCUUCAUCUCUACAACAGCUUUUUUUCUCCCCACUGAUGUGGUAAUGUUGUAUGACUUACCAUAAAAUAUGGAAAUCACAAGUAGAGAUUAUUAGUUUUCCUAUUUCCUUUGGGCAGAUCUAACUUCCAGUUGUAUUAUCCUUCACGUGAAAAUUUUCCUUUUUAUUUCUCUUUUGGCCAAGUCUGUAGAGAUUUGUUAGAUAUUACUUGUGCAUUGGCUUGAUCAUCAUGUCUAUAAUGUUAAUUAUAUAAUAAAAUCAUGGCUCAUUAUAUGGUUGCCUUUUCUGUAAAAAGUUUACUUCAAAAGAAACCAAAGACAUACUGCAUCAUAUUGAUUGGCUGCUUUGUCAGAACUGGUAAGGGACUAAGAAUGUGCUUCAGUACAGGACAUCAAGCUCAUUAUAGUGAUAUGCUCUGCAAUUUCCUGUUUCUAUUAACUACCAAGACCAUUAUAUCUGAGGAUAGUUUUAUUUGAAGACCUAUUUAUUUAGUGGUGGUAGGAAUUUAUAGCCCCAUACAACCGAAGAGUUAACUGUGAUACUGACUGUCUAUUUUUGCACAUCCAGUGCUUUCUUUAUUCAUAAACUAUUCACCAACACCAGGGACUCUUCAUGAACAAGGGAGGUAUUGAAAAUACAUUUAUUGUGCAAAAUAAUAAAUGUUUAAAGAGACAUUUCCAUAUAACAAGUUUUCUCAAAGCCAGAAAAUCACAUGAUGGUCAAUGAAAAUAAUGCAAGGUACAACAAAUGCCGACCUUACAUUAACCCAAGCCUACCUAUAAAUGUAUAAAUUACUCAGCCAUUUGUGGUAGGAUAAAAAGGUAGAAACUGUUCCAACCCUUUGAGAACAACUGUGGUAGAGGUCAGUGUGGCAUCUGCUGGUUCAGAAAUAGGGUGCCAAAGUAAAAAGAAGAGGUGUCUUCUUCUAUUAAAACUUUAUUUUCCCUCUCAGGUUUUCAAUUAGUCCACAAUAAAAUGUUUCCCUUUUCUUGAUGAGGUUCCCCCCCCGCCAACCCACCAAGAUCCAGCAGCAUCAUCUUAAUAUUUGGGACAACAACCUGGUGGAUCUAGGAUCCCCUUCAACUGUGACCAUCUCCUUUAGAAUUGUUCUCCAGUAACUGAUAUUUUCACAGUAAGCUGUAUUCAGAUUUAGGAGUUCCUGUUUCUGCAAGUACAGUAUUCAAUAGUGAUGAAAUCAGAGCAAAUAACUCAAGGCAUAACCCAUUGAAAAAUCUCCUCUUGCAACAAAUGAACACUUCUAUUUGUCAAUAUUUUAUGCAAUAAACAGAUGAAAUGUAAAACAGAUUGAUUUAUUGGUUGUAUUUAUAGAGCUUUAAUAUUUUCAUACAAAAUCUACUGACCUUUUGCUGCUUAACAUGUACUGGUUGUUAUUUAUGUCUAUAACAGCCCGACUUUUCAAAGGUAAUUUAUUAGUGCGCACAAUUGUAUGUGCAAUUGUUUUAUUUAGCAUUUGAACAUUUAGCAUUUUGAAAAACGGCUAAAAAAAAUCAAUUUAAAGUUGAGAGAUUGACUAGAUAAAAAUGGCUUAUCCUUCUAUCACAUUAAACAGCUUUAAGUCAGUUACUAUUUUUAUUCUAUAGUUGUUUACUAUUGAGAUUUUUUAAUUUACUCGAGAUUAAAAUUAUGUCAUGCGAGUGUUUUUGGUGCUCAAACAAGAAACACUAAUUGCCCGAACUGGCCAGGUUUCCAUUGUACCAAAAGUCAUAGAAUUACCACUAAAUUUCACAGCACCAUUUUGAAACUCAUUUAUUGUUAUGAUAUACCUGAUUUUAAUUAUGUGUGUUAUUUACAUUCAACUUUGGAAGCUAGAACAUGCCGUCAGUUUAGAUUAUCUCACAAUAGUGUAAAUCACUGUCACUCUAAUAGUUGAGAUAUUAAGUUUUGUGUUACAAAUCUUAAUACUAACACAAUCCUUUGGGCAACUAAUCCUUGAAAUCGACCAGUUUCUUUUUUAAUAUGUCAAAUAAUCAGAAAAGCAUUAUUAUGUUGAAAAUAAUUGUUAUUUGCUUUGGUUUCUGUGGAAAAAUUGAUGUAGAGUGGUAUUAAAGCAGCAUUUAUAUACACACUAA